AUGCAUUAUGCGAAUGCAGUUGAAAAUGAUGGUAUUGAUGAUGUCAACGAACUAAAUCAAGCUAUAGCAGCACCUGAGCAAGUAGGCUUACAAGAUCAAGAAGAUGUGGAUAUGGAAGAUGUACAAAACAUAGGCCCACCCAUGCAAAUAGAUUUGAGGCGUAAGGUAACACUGUUUCUUCUGAAACUGAGAGAGUUACAUAAAGUGCCAGGGACUGUUUGUAGUUUUGUUGCAUCAGAGCUGGUAAAUAUUUUGCAGAUGUCUAAAGCAAAGGUGCAUUCUGAGUUGGAUGCAGCACUUCUUGAAGAUGGUGUCAAUCGGGAUGCGAUUGCAACUGCCAUGGCUGUUAUUCAGUCAACAGAAUUAGAGGACAUUUUUCACAGUUUGGAGGAUAACAGAAAACUGAGUGGUUAUGUUCAGUCUGAGUUCCCCUAUGUUGAACCAAUUGAAUUUGUACUUGGAGUAGAUAUUAAGGGAAAAUGUGAAUCCACACAGUACAUACCCAUUUUGAAAACAGUGGAGUUACUCUUACAGAAUGAGGAUAUAUUUGCAGAGGUUGUGCAGGGUCAUAUGUCUGAGGAUGGUAAAUUGAGGGAUUUUUGUGAUGGUGCUUUCUUCAGGGAAAAUGUUUUAUUUGCCUCUGACUCUUCAAGUUUACAGGUCGAGUUAUAUUAUGAUGACUUCAACAUUGUGAAUCCCCUUGGAAAUAAGGUCAAGAAUUACAAACUUGUAGCAUUUUAUUUUGUGCUGGGAAAUUUGUCACCACAAUACAGGUCUAAGUUGCACGUCCUCCAGCUUGCUCUUUUGUGCAAAUCCAAACACUUGAAAAAGUAUGGAUUUAAGAAAGUACUACAGCCGUUGAUUAAUGAUCUGGCAGUGUUAGAAAAGGAUGGUGUUUGUGUGAAUAAAAAUGGCCAUGAGCAUCACUUCAGAGGCACAGUGUCAUUUGUUUCAGCAGAUAAUCUUGGUGCUCAUUCACUUGGAGGAUUCAAUGAAAGUUUCAAUGGCUUGAGGAUCAGUCGUUUCUGUAUGGCCACGAGACAAGAACUUGAUGAAUGCUUGACUGUUGAAAGUUGUGAAAUGAGAACAAGGGAGAGCUACAAUGCACAGGUUACAAUGGUUUCCGAAGAUAGGACAUUGGCGACAGCAUAUGGCGUGAAGACCGAUUGUGUUCUUAAUGAGCUUGAAUACUUCCAUGUUACUAGGGGACUUCCGUCGGACAUUGCUCAUGACCUUUUUGAGGGGCUUGUGCCCGAGGUACUUCAGAAUCUUGUAUUGUACUUUGUGUCUGAGGAUUACUUCAGUCUUGACCACUUUAACACAAGGAUUGAGAGUUUUUCCUAUGGUAAAACUGACAGGGUGAAUAAACCCACUAGAAUGGCUUCAACAGUGGCAGAUUUCAGGGUUAAGCAAACAGCUAUGCAGUGUUGGUGCAUGUUGAGGCUGUUCCCAAUUUUAAUUGGCGACAAGGUUCCUGAGCACAACCCUCAG
Molecule: messenger RNA, 1491 nt
Organism: Patiria miniata (bat star)
Lineage: Eukaryota; Metazoa; Echinodermata; Asteroidea; Valvatida; Asterinidae
Exons: 1
Source: RefSeq, a predicted model, not a curated record